This is a messenger RNA of Scylla paramamosain (green mud crab), 9901 nucleotides long. RefSeq names its product poly(U)-binding-splicing factor half pint-like. NCBI's taxonomy places the organism in Eukaryota, Metazoa, Arthropoda, Malacostraca, Decapoda, Portunidae. Bases 53 to 2299 code for a protein of 748 amino acids. The transcript has 13 exons. The record is from RefSeq and is a predicted model, not a curated record. Gene Ontology annotation, molecular function: glycosyltransferase activity; RNA binding.
AAACAAUCUUGUGUUGAGCAGCGGGAGCAGACGCCGCUGAGUCCCAGGCAGAAUGUGGGCUCCUCUACACAUGCGCAAGAUUUUCGUUGGCGGCAUCGAUUACACCACCACCGAUGAAAGUCUGCGGGAACACUUCUCCUCCUGGGGUGACGUGGUGGAUGCUGUGGUGAUGAAGGACAUGACCAAUAACAGGUCGCGAGGGUUCGGCUUCGUGACCUUUGGCAGCCCCGAGCACGUUGACGCAGUACAGAAGGCUCGACCACACAAGGUUGAUGGGCGCCUGGUGGAGACCAAGAGAGCCGUGCCAAGGGGGGAGACAAAUAAUUCAGUCCUCCCCACGUCCUCCCACCCUGACCCCACACACACUAGGAUCUUCAUUGGUGGGCUGCCACAGGAUGUGAAGGAGGAGGACCUGGAGAAUUACUUUGCUAACUUUGGCCGAGUGACUUGCAUCAACAUUAUGUACGACAAGAACAGCGGCCGACACCGAGGCUUUGCUUUUGUGGACUUCAACGAUUAUGACCCUGUGGAUAAAGUUCUGUUGACGAGGAACCACUCCAUCAAGGGGCGCCUCAUUGACGUGAAGAAGGCCAUCAGCAAGUCAGACAUCAGCAAGAUCAAGAGCAUCAUGACAGGUGCCAUGGCCGGCCCAGAGGCAGCCUUCCUGGCCAGCUUUGGUGGUGGCGGUGGCUCCAACGACGGCACUCCUGCCUCCACUCCCAUCCCCCCUCCCCUCGGUGCCCUGCCCCCUGUGGCUGGCACCUCGGGCGGAGCCUCCAUGAAUGGGUCAGCUGGAGGACGGCCGGCAGCCCCGGGCACCGGCACGGGGACCAGCAGUGGUGGUGGUGCCAGCCCCGGCGGCACCCUGCCCCUGCCCCCCAUGGCACACCACUUCUUCCCCCGCCUACCACUGGCUGGCCUGCCUGGGUUCUCCGCACAGCUCAGGUCCGGCUGGCAGUACAGUCUGUCCGGCAACGCUGAGGUGUUGCGCAACACUGCAGUACCUGCAGGAGCCAUCAGCACACGACCGUCUGGUGCUCCAGCGAUUGCACCAGCAGCAGCGGCGGCAGCAGCCAUGACACAAGCGAACGCGUCGGCACUCUUGGCGGGCGGCAGCGAGGAGGAGGAGGAGGAGGAGGAGGAAGAAGAGCAGGUGAUGGACAUGGAAGAGGGAGGCAGCGAGGCGUGGGAGGGGACGAGGGGGGAGGAUUCCUGCCCGCCCAGUGCCCGGGUGCUGUUCAUCGAGCCUUUUUAUGGAGGCUCUCACCGACAGCUCAUUGCAACACUGAGGAGUGAUGAGAGUGUAAUAGGGCCAGAGGAGGCGGCACUGUUCACGCUGCCCAGCAAGAAGUGGCACUGGAGGGCUCGCACUGCUGCUCUCUAUUUCUACCAGAAGAUCCCAAUAUCCCACGUCUUCAAGGUCAUGUUUGCCUCCUCCACCCUCAACCUGUGCGAGCUGAUUGGCCUGCGUCCGGACCUGGCUCCAGUCAAAAAGAUCCUUUAUUUCCAUGAGAACCAGCUUGUUUAUCCCGUCAAGAAACAGAAAGACAGGGACUUCCAGUAUGGAUAUAACCAGAUUCUGUCUUGCCUGGUGGCCGACGUAGUGGUGUUCAACUCUCAGUACAACCUUGAAUCGUUCCUGCGGGAGAUGCCAAGACAUCUCAAGCUGCAGCCUGACCAUCGACCAGACACACACAGCUUGGUGGAGGCUGUGCGUGCCAAGUCCAGGGUUCUGUUUUUCCCUGUCAACAUCUCCCACAAGACUCGCUCACCCAAGGACGCCCUGGAGCCCCUUCACAUCAUCUGGCCACACCGCUGGGAGCAUGACAAGGACCCCACCACAAUGUUCAAGGUAUUGUUCCAGCUGGCAGAGGCUGGGCUUAACUUCAGGGUGUGUGUGUUGGGCCAGUCCUUCUCGGAGAACCCACCAAUCUUCAACGAGGCUCGGCAGAGACUGGCCAACUUCAUCACCCACUGGGGAUAUGCUGAGAGCCGGGAAAAGUACUGGGAGCUGCUGCAUACUGGGGACGUGGUGGUUUCGACAGCUCACCAUGAGUUCUUUGGGGUGGCAAUGCUGGAGGCUGUGGGUGCUGGCUGCUUCCCCAUCUGCCCCAACAGGCUAGUCUACCCAGAGAUAUUUCCUCAGGAAUGUCUGUACAACACCACACAACAGCUGCAGAAGAGCCUAGCCCAGUGGUGUGCCCGGCCCCAGUUGGUACGCUCCAAGAAGGUGAACCUGGACCUCAACACAUUCUCCUGGGCCACCCUCAAGCAACAGUACCGGGACCUGCUCACCUAACUGUGGCCUCUUCCCCCACCACCAACCCCCCCUCCACUCCCCCAAGCCUUCACCGCCACCUAGUACAAUAUCAGUAACCACCAGUAACAGUCACGCAUAGACCACCACAGUGUCUGGUCAUGUUUGGGUCGUGUUUGGGUUGUGUUUGGGUCAUGUCGUAUGCUGCACAGGGCUAGGCAGUGUCUCAGGGAGGGCAGAGGUCAAGGUGUUCUUGGUAAUGUGUGCAGUGACCCCAGUGGCUGAGGUCAGGUCAGUGAGGUGGGCUUGCGUUGGUCUCGGUCUGCUGUGCUCAAGCCUUCUCUUGUCAUGUGUGUGUAACUACAUCAUUGGGUUACGCUUCCAUGGGGAUCUCUGGAAAGUGUUUUUUUUUACUUUUGCAACAAAGUGAUACAUAUUUUUCUUAGUGGUGAGGUGAAAUAAUUAAUUUUUUCAUUCGUGUUUCAUUCUCAUUGGCUGACAGUUCCUGAGGCAUCAAUGAUAGUACAGCUUCAUGGCUCUGAGGUAAAGUAAUAUGCAUUUUCUCAUCUUGAUCCUUACUUACUGACCUGCAGUUCCUUUUUGCAUCAGUUUCUUGGCUCUCAGAUGAAGCAAUAAGUGUUUUUCUGUCUUGUUCCUUCACUGGCCAAAAGUUCCAUAGUUUCUUUGCUCUGAGGUGAAGUAACAUUUUUUAUCUUGUUCCUCGCUCAUUGUUUAACAGUUCCUUAACCAUCAGUGGUAAUGCAGUUUCUUCUGUCUCAGAUGAAGGAAUAUGUAUUUUUAUCUUGUUUCUCACUCAUUGACUUACAGUUCCUAAGCCAUCACUUUGUUCCUCACUCAGUCAUACCUUAUACAGCAUUUCAUCUUCCUUGUCUAUUGAAGCAAGUACUUUUCCUGCCAGUCAUAAAAAUUAAUAUACAUUUCAUCUUGUUCCUCAGUCAUAAUUUAUCUUGUGCAUGUUUUCAUCUCUCUCUCUCUCUCUCUCUCUCUCUCUCUCUCUCCUUGUCAGAUGGGUUUCCUUACUUAGGAUCUUCAUCAGUGCAGACAGAAAGUGCAGUUUGUAAUGCAAGGAUGAGAGAGAGUGUCCCUUGCUUCACUUCACUUGGUUUAAUGUCUAUUGUCAAAGAAAUGGAGUUUUAUGGGCACUUCUUAACUUGCUAGCACUUUUAACAGUUUUUCCUCACAAUGUCUUCUUUAAAUUUCUCUUUUAGGUUCUCGAUGCAAAAAUUUCACAACCUUGUUUGAUUCUUACGAUGCAUCAUGAUGGCUCUUGCAUUCAUUAUUGACUUAAGGUGCAUCUUAACAAUUUCUCUUCAUAUCUCUUCAUUACCAACACAAAAUACGCAUCUUGCAAAUCUCCCAUCAUGUUGCCAGUUCAGAAGUUUUAUAAUCUUGUAUAAUUCAUAACUUCCAUCAUUAUAAUUCUUGUCAUUAUUAGCAUUAUCAGCUUUUAAGAGACUCAUUACCAACAUGCUUGGUAAACAUACAAAGGUACAGUUUAUUUUCUUUCAUCUGCUUGUCAUGAUUCUGUAAUUGUUUUAGUUCCCAGUCCAUCUUAUUGAUUUUCCUCAGCAGCUGGGGUCUGUCUGUCUGUCUGCCUGUGUGUCUGUCAUUCUGUCUCUGUGUCAGCAUUCGUCACCCACUUGGCUGUGUUUUGAUGGAGUGGGGAGUGUAGCUUUCUGAAGUGAUGGGUAGUUGUAUGCAGAAGUGAUAGGGCUGUUACACACACACACACACACACACACACACACACACACACACACACACACACACACACACACACACACACAUAUCCUACUACUACACAUAACACAGCAUUAACUUUACCAACACAAUUUAGUUCUUUAGUGCUGCUGCUACUACUACUACUACUACUACUACUACUACUACUACUACUACUACUACUACUACUACUACUACUACUACUUCUACUACUAUUAUUACUACUACUACUACUACACAACACUAGCAUUAUAAUUUUGUACUUUAGUUAGUUGGGGAGUGUGGUGGUUUUGAAAAAUUAACAUAAACAGAAACUUUACUACUGCUACUACUACUACUACUACUACUAAACAACACCACAUUAGCUUAACCCACAUAUAUUUUGUUUAUUAAUGGGGGAAGGUGGUGGCCAUUGGAAAUGUAAUCGAAAGAUAAUCAUUUUAAAAGUAAUCUAAAUAAAAACGCAGAUUCGGAACAUGAAAACAAUGCCAUAGACUAAAUAACCCAAGAAAAAAGGCCAAAAAUGUGUAGUGAUCGAUGCUAUUAAGUUAUUGACAAUUAUUCCUAGCCGCAAGUAGUUAUUAUUAUUAUUAUUACUGCUUAUACUUUUCCCCUGAAUUCUCGUAGGGACUAAUUUUCCAGGCUUGCGUCCUUUGUCACACUCCCUGCCCUCCGUGCCCCACUCCUGUCUUGGCAGAACCAAAUAUUCGGUUACUCAGUGAAGCAGCAGUCAUGGGUCCACUCCCUCCUUCAGUCUUUAACUCUAAUCUGCAAACAGUCAUCUUACGGGGUCUAAUAACUGAUAGAUUCCAGCCAGAUGAGAGGGUGUGGUACCCAAUCAGCAUCGGAGUGGUUGUGUUACUUGCUACCUGUGUUGAGAUGCAUUCACUUCCCCUUGCUGUCUUUGGUGGGGCUGGAAUGUACUUUCAUUAAUACGUCAAUUUCACCUCCUGUGUUAGAUGAGGCUGGGCAGUACUCACAUUAAAACCCAUUCAUUUCCCAUCUCUAUUUUUGGUGAUGUUAAGAAGUCUGUACGUUAAGACAUUAAUUUCACCUGUAUGUUGAGUGGAGUUUUGUUAUAGCGCUCUUUUCCAUGACCAAUAGCAGCGUGUGGUGGCGGCCCUUCAAGAGUCCAUUGUGUCUUGUUCCCUUGGCAAUGUUUUGUUCCUGGCAUUGAAUGCAGUUAGUUAGACUUCCUGCAUCUCAGUGUAUUGUGUCUGGUUCCCUUUGCCUGCAGCAGCUUCGUGGGGCUCAGAUCUUCGCUGGUGUGUGUGUGUGCGUGUGUGUACGUUUGAUAUUUUUAUUUUACUCAACACAGACCAUUUUCCUCACAGUGGCUCAGAUGUUAUAGAUUUGUAGGCUUUUUGUUUUGGGAUUCGUUGGUGAGAGUUUAGCUUUUCUCAUUAGUAGGAAAAGGUACAGUUUCAUUUUUUUGUAACCAAGGGAAAGUAGUUGAAGUAUUUUUUUUUUUUUAACAUGACACGGCAUUAUUGUUACUUUUUAGCAAUUCUAGAUAGUCAGAAUGAUCAUCACAAGCAAUAACUGCCUGGAAGCAAGCAAGUCUUUUCGUAGCCUAAGACUCACAGACGUACAUAGUUCAUUCUUUGUAAAUUUGUACCAUAACGUAACGUCUCGAUAAAUUUUAUACCGUAGCUUCUGUUUUGACACAAGUCGCGUAAACUAACUCGUGUUUCUUCAGUCCUUCUUUUAGAUACACGUGCCAUCAGGAAACAUUUUUGAUCAAAGGAUGUAUGUAAAUUUGAAGAGCUGUAGUGUUGAUUCAAUUCAGAACGUAGCAAAGUGAAGUUUUCAGUGUCUAGCAUCUCUUUGUACGUAGUGAGGAUGUCCUACUGUUUGUCAUACUGUCAUCACAGAGAAAUGCAUUAACACACUCACCCAGACAGAGCAAAGUAUGCCAGGAAACACAGUAGGCCAGCCAGGUGUAGAUGUAGGUGUAGGUGUGUGUGUGUGUGCACCGUGGCCACACCAGAUAACACCAGAUUAGUUGCAGCACUUCACUGUGAGAGGAGGAAAUGCCUUCCUUCUGUCCUGUUUGUCAUGAGAGUUAGAAUUCAGUAACCUGAUUGUUUUGUGACUUGUUUUCCUUGCUAAUGAUUCUUGUCAAGUAUAAAUCCAGCAAAACUUGACAUCAGAUGACUUGAGACUGAAGGAAAAGCAAGUAUAUAUCAAAGGAGUGUUUCAUAUAUUAUUAGUUGUCAAGUAAUCUGCUUCUCUUGUCAUGUUUCCUGUCUUGUUCUAUGAUCCUAUGACAGUCUUACAAAACCUGACAUCAGAUCACUAGAAACUGAAAGAAAACUAAGUGUAUGUUUCUAGACAACAAGUAAUCUGCCUUUCCUUUUCUUGUGAUAUGCAUUUUUCCUCAGUCUCAUCUUCUGAUCCAGUGGAAACCUUACAAAACCCAACAUCACAUGACUUGGGAAUGAAGGAAAACAAAGCACGCAAAGUCUUGUUGGUUACUUAACGUCUAACUUCAUGUAGCAGGAGCAGCAUCUACCAUCACUGCAGAAACAUGAGCAAGAGCAAACCUAACCUAACCUAAGUGCGUGUGAGCAACUUAGCGAACCUAACGUAACAAAUCCUGUGGUGGUUUCUGUGGGGACAUGUUCUGGCUGCGACUUGUGAGGAAGAUGCGUCGUGUGGCGUAAACACUGCCUGAAGGGAGGGCUGACAGGGGGGAGGGGGUGCCCAAAACGAGGCAAUAGUGCGUAGACUCUUUGUCAAGUAGGCAGCAACCGUAGCGGGCGGCAGCAGCAGCAGUCUGGCGGUUACAUAUGUAGGGAGUGAGUACAGGUCCUUAUCUCUAGUGUGGCGGUUCAUCGUACUUACGGUAACAUUUCAACAGUAGUCUCGGCUAGCCAGUACUGGAUGUUGUGUGUUCUUCAGCAGCAGAGGGGGAGGUGUUCGUGCAUCACUCCGGACACUGAAUGAAUCUUGCAGGAGAGGAGGAGGUGGGAGUUAAAAUUCACGUUAUUGGGUUCCCACAUCCCUGCUGCCUCUGAACACACUGUAGCUUAGGUAGAUUGUAAGACACAUGUAGGGAAAGUCUCGAGAAAGCGUAGUGAUGUCGAGUUAACGUAGCGGUAACUUACUCUGAGGCUAAACGUAGACACAGCUUGACUGAGUGUGGUAGGAACGUACAUGUUUGUCAUCCUCUUGGGUCUUAUACGAUGCAUGCUUGUCUGGUUCCUCCAUUCUUCUCUCUCUCUCUGCCUUCUGAUGACCCACUUUUGAUGUACAGCUGUAGUGUUUUGUAUGUGUGUGUGUGUGUAUGUGUGUGUCAGGGUUCUGUAUGUGUCUGUGAGAUUGAAAUGCCUGUGUGUGUGUGUGUGUGUGUUUGAUAUAAAAGUUAAAAUCUUAUUGGUAAUUCAAUACAUUAUUUUGCUAAUUCAGUGUUAUGUGUUCCUUUGCAUUGUGUGUGUGUGUGUGUGUGUGUGUGUGUGUGUUUGCAAAAUCCAUCUCUCAUUCUAUUUGAAUGGCAGGAAGAAGGAAUCCAUAAUAAUCUUCAUAAUUGUGUUUUUUGUCCCGCUCUUAAUGGCAUUUCCUUUCUUAUGUGGCUCAACUUUUUGGUGUGACAUUGACAGACUUGUGUGUCUUGUCUGAUCUUUCCUGAGACACAAGAUUUUUGUCACCAUUGCAUUCAGAAAAUCAACAUUUUGAAUCACACUUUCUGGCUGUUGUAAUGUGUAGUGUUUACCUCAUGGGGUGUGUGUGUGCGUGCGCGCAUGUGUGUGUGUGUGUGUUGUUAUCUGUGUAAUGUUUAUCUCAUGGGAUCUUUGAGGUGUGUGUAUGUAUGAGUGUAUCUUAGUGUGUAUGUGACUUUUUUUUUUAGAUACUACAGUUAUUUUGAAUGAUUACUGUCUGAUUCCUGCGACCUGUCAUAUGGAAAUUACCCUCAUCCUCAAACUCACACAGGAAAUAAUGCUAAACUGUACUGCAGAAAUUAAUAUUACUGCCAUUCUGUAUGUAGGAAUGUGUUCAUGUGUUUGUGUGUGUGUGUUGCUCUGUCACAAAACUACAUACAAACAUACACAACACUAGUAUCACAAUAUUCUAAACCACACUUACACCAUUAUAAUUAGACUUAACAACACCACCCUCAAUAUACCAAACCAGACCAUCACCACCACAUCUCGCACCACCACCACCACAUCCCAAACCAUACCAUUCACAUCAAACACCACCACAAUAUUCUAGACACUUGACAAUAUACUUCACCACCAUUACCAUUAUCCCAAACCCCAAUACAGUAAAUCACACCACUUCACAGCACCACAUCACACCACCACCAGAAUAUUCGAGUCUUGCAGCCUCACAACCCCACACACAUUGUUGUCUUUCAUCAAAGGCUCUCUAUCUAUUGUAAGUUUAUUAAGUAUCCCUGUUCCUAAAACUUUUUUUUAUCUUAUUUUUACUUUUUUUUUUUUAUUUGCUGGUUCACUCUUCUCAGCAAAGACUGAUAAGGAAUGUGUGUGUUUUUUGUUAAUUUUUCUUUUAUUUUGAUUUUUUUUUCUUUUUAGCUAAUUUAAAAGCAGAUCUGUUUAUCUUUUUUCCUGCAGUGAUAUUUUUGUAACUUAAUUUAUUAUAUUGACAGAAUUUGUAACAUAAAACACACAUACAAACACACACAUUAAAAAAAAAAAAACACUAUUUUAUCAUCUGACUAAUAGAUGUGUAAAUUAAUCCAACCCAAAACACAAACACACACACACACCAGCUCUAAAAAAAAAAUACACUAUUAGUUUAUCAUCUAACUUAUGAAUAAGUUCACCUAAUACAAAACACACACUCACACACACACACACACACACACACACACACACACUGGGUAUUAUGAGAGGCUGAGACAAAGGUAAACGUGCAGUAGUGUUAUAGGUACAUUAGAUUACCUUUACUACUUUAAUGUACUGCUGGGAAAAUCCUAACCUGAUAUAGGCCUAAUUAAAUGCAAGACUGUAUGUAUAUGUAUGUAUGUGUGUUAGCAUCUGAGUCCUUUUCACCUGAUCAUCAACACUUCUUAUACUGUCAAAAUGGAUCCAUUAUCAGUUGCUUUCGUGCAUUUCUUAUACCAAGUUAGGGUUUUCCCAAUAGUAUUAGUGUGGUGGUCGCCGUCCCUCACAGACUUGAGGUACAGUGAUGGUGAACCCGAGAGUGCAAAGUCUGAGAAGUGGCUCUCCGUGUCUUAAUUUAUCGGCAUCCAGAUAUCCUGUGUUAGUUCGUUACUCUAUUUAUCAUACAGAAGUCUGCACUGCUUGACUUGUUGUGGUGUUUGCUGUUUGUUUGUGGGCGAGGAACAGGUUUGCGGUUUUACAUAUUAGAGGUGGAUAAAGUGAUUGAAAAUAGAAUAAGAGUAAUGGAUUUGAGUUUACAGUACUGAAAACUCUAAAAACUUCACACUUUGACUCGUAUAAACAUAGAAACAUUGAUUUUUUCCCACAUAAUCAAGCAAAAUGAUUAAUUAACACACCAGGAUCAAUUUAGUACCAUGAAAAAGCCAAACAUAGGCCAGACAACUUUCAUUCCAACUAAAGAACCCUUAAACAAAAACCAUACAACCCUUUCCACCCAAAACCCUUAAACAAAAACCAAACAACUCCUGUACCACCAAAAAACCCAAGACAAACAGCAAGGAACACAAAGGAACAAGCAGCAAAGACCUCAUGAACUUUUGUGUUGUGAGCAGAGUGCCUGGCCCAGCGCCCUGGCCUAGCUCGGCACACCACAGUGAGGGGCUGGGCCGGGGCGCUGGGCAAGCCGUGAAUGGGAGACCUCAUGUACUAGUAAGUAGGGUAGGCAACUCAGCGGAAGGUGUAGAGCUAGUGUGUCCCCUUUGCUAGAUGUUACAGUGUAGUUCAUAUAUUUUGGUAAUAAAUUAUACUCCAUUGA